Molecule: messenger RNA, 1908 nt
Organism: Colletotrichum fioriniae
Lineage: Eukaryota; Fungi; Ascomycota; Sordariomycetes; Glomerellales; Glomerellaceae
Biological process (GO): DNA repair; proteasome-mediated ubiquitin-dependent protein catabolic process; protein polyubiquitination
Cellular component (GO): HULC complex
Molecular function (GO): ubiquitin conjugating enzyme activity; protein binding
Source: RefSeq, a predicted model, not a curated record
AUGGCCGCACACCUUCAGCGUCGAUUGCUUCAGGAUUUUGCCGAGUUGCAGCGAAACCCGUACCCUCGCGUCGCAUUACAUACCAGAGACAAAGAUAUUCGCCGGGCAUGCCUUGUCCUACAGCCAGAGGGCUGGAUGCCCAUGCACACCACCGUCAACUUCGGAGACCGUUAUCCUCUCGUCGCUCCCACCAUCAAGAUGAACACGCGAAUGGUACAUCCCAACGUAUAUGAUACCUACAUCUGCGCAUCAAUUCUCAACACGUUCGAGGGAUACACGCCGGCGUAUACCCUCAAGGGCAUUGCCAUUCAAAUGCUGAGCUUCUUCAGCAGCGAUUCAUUGGAGCAGGAGGGCGGCAAUUAUACCGAGCCGCUCGAGUGGUAUCGGCAAGAGAGCCUCAAAUGUCGGCAGGACUUCAAGUGUCCUCACUGCAAUUUUGAUGGAACCAAGAGCAAGGCAGACUUUAGAAGAGCUCGAAGACACGUCCUGAAAGCCUUGUCGCCGACGCCAUCAUCAUCCUCAUCAAGUGCUGCAACUACAGCGGCUGCCUCCAAGAACCACCAGGGAUGUGUCUUGGCCGCUUUGCCUGACGAGCUUCUGCUAGAAACUCUCCACAGUCUCGACUUCGCGGACCUUCUCUCCUUCUCACGGGCUUGGCCGCGGAUUGCAGACAUGCUUCGCGCGUAUGAUGUUAUCCGAUUGAGGGAACUCCAAUGCUUUGUCACCAAAACCAACUUCCGAGAUACAAAGCUUGGUGUAGGCGUCAUGGUCCCCAAACGCAAGCGGGCUAUUGAAUCAGAGUUUGACCUCAUCUCUCUACCGGCAUUUCAGGACCUGGGAGUCCGUUUCUCCGUCCACAAUGUUGCCUUCGAACACUGGCUUCCGCUGCCACUCAGCCGCCGCCACUGGUCCUCCGUCAAGGACUAUGUUGCACCCGUGAUGCGUAGUCUAGCCGUGGCUAUCUCAUUACCGAGCGCAAACAACUCUGCAGUGGGAGUGCUCGCCGCCUUCAUGAACGACAUUGUUGUAAGGCUCAACCAAGUAGAUACACACACAGCAUCUAGCGGCGCAGCAUACAGGGGCAACGAUAAUGUCAGGAUUCCACGGAUGAGUACAUUGCGGCACGCAUCGGAGAAGGCGAUCGAGUCUUACUUUCAUCUAUUUCACCUUCUACUCUGCCUGGCGACGGCGGAUCCCAAACUGGUCAUUGACGCCAAUAACAAAAUCAAGAGAUUUAUGAGUGGUAAGACCUCCAAGAUAUCGUGUCCGAAUCUCGGCCACCUCCUGGUCUACCUCCUCAUCAGCGACAUUGAUAUGACGGAGGCCAUGAGAAAAGCGAUCAUCACCGAGGCCAUCACACGCAAUGUUGUCUGGAUGCUCGACAGGAGGGGUUCCAAUAUGCCGGAGUUGAGCUAUCUCGAGCCUGAUCACGUCUCGGGGUAUCGUCUGAAAAGAACUUUUGAGGCGAAUCGCACCUCAUACCGACUCCUCAUGUUUUCGGAGCUCUUCCGCCGCAUCGCCAGACCGUCCAACGACAAGACCUUGGAGCAAAUCAGGGACGAGCUCUUCGACCGUCAUGGCGCACCCCCUCCCGGUGCCGCUCUCCAGCUAUCCACCGAAGUCCGCCGCCUUCAUGAUAUUGACAAUUUCCCCCACUUCUUCAACGAAAUGGGGAUCAUGCGCCAUCCGUCUGCCGAGAAAUUCACCAGCGUACUACGGGACUGUGUCAAGGAUAGCAUGAAGAGAGGCUACUCGGUCUGGGGCUUGCCGGUUCCUGCUGCUCUGGCUCUGCGGUCCCGGAUAGAGCCUAACGUUGGAGUCAGAGCGAACCUCGUGGUGAGGAAUCCUCCUGGUCCUCGUUACAUGUCGAGGAUCACUUUCUUCCCUGACAAGGGCAGACGGAGCUAA